AUGGAAAAUAUCCUAAAUGAGAUGAUUGGAAAAUGCGCAGGCGCUGCAAUUUUCAGUCACACAGGUAUUGUAUGGUAUACUACACCAGGUUUUUAUACAAAUACUAACGAAUUCAGAAAUUUUGCUAAUGUUUUCGUUCCAAAUAGUAAAUGCGUUUAUGAUGGAAUUAGUUUUCAGAAUCAAGUAUACUUAACUCUUAGUUUAUCUGAUGAAAUUUACAUUGGAAUUACAAAUACAAGUUUCGCUAUAAUGUGCAAAUGCAAAGAAUGCAUAGUGUUUGCAUAUGAUGAGAAUAAAAUUACUUACGAUAGACUAAAACAAGCUACAGUUCAAUUAGCUCAAAAAAUUAAAGAAAAUAACCUUGAUAGCCAAGAUCUUGGUAAAUAA
Messenger RNA from Trichomonas vaginalis G3, 387 nucleotides. Its product is annotated as profilin family. NCBI's taxonomy places the organism in Eukaryota, Parabasalia, Trichomonadida, Trichomonadidae. Gene Ontology annotation, molecular function: actin monomer binding. Bases 1 to 387 code for a protein of 128 amino acids. The record is from RefSeq and is a predicted model, not a curated record. The transcript has a single exon. Gene Ontology annotation, cellular component: cell cortex.